Molecule: messenger RNA, 986 nt
Organism: Talaromyces stipitatus ATCC 10500
Lineage: Eukaryota; Fungi; Ascomycota; Eurotiomycetes; Eurotiales; Trichocomaceae
Product: mitochondrial peroxiredoxin Prx1, putative
Exons: 5
Coding region: 146-817 (223 amino acids)
Biological process (GO): cellular response to oxidative stress; cellular oxidant detoxification; cell redox homeostasis
Cellular component (GO): cytosol; mitochondrion
Molecular function (GO): peroxiredoxin activity
Source: RefSeq, a predicted model, not a curated record
AUUUGAUGCAAGCAAACAAAACACGAGGGGAAGGAGGGGCUACUAGAUUAUAAAGACCCUUUCCCUCAUUCUAGGUGGUAUUGGUAUCUUCAAUAAAAAUCUCUCAUUCUACUCUACCAUCUCUAUCACCAUCUCACUCAUCAUAAUGGCCAACGAACAACGUGUUCCUCUCCGUCUGGGCUCUACUGCCCCUAACUUCCAGGCUCAGACCUCCAACGGUCCCAUCGACUUCCACGAGUUCAUUGGCGACAGCUGGGCUGUUCUCUUCUCUCACCCUGAUGACUUCACUCCCAUCUGCACCACCGAACUCGGUGCUUUCGCCAAGCUCGAGCCUGAAUUCGCUCGCCUCGGCGUCAAGCUCAUCGGUUUGAGUGCCAACACUGUCGACUCCCACCACGUCUGGAUCAAGGAUAUCGACGAGGUCACCGGCUCCAACCUCACGUUCCCUAUUAUUGCCGAUGCGGACCGCAAGGUUGCUUAUCUCUAUGAUAUGCUUGACUACGAUGACAUUACCAACGUUGACCAGAAGGGUCUCCCCUUCACCGUCCGUACCGUCUUCGUGAUCGACCCCAAGAAGAAGAUUCGUCUCACUUUGGCCUACCCCGCCUCCACUGGUCGUAACACCGCCGAGAUCCUCCGUGUUGUCCAGGCUCUUCAGACCACUGACAAGAAGGGCGUCACCACCCCCAUCAACUGGCUCCCUGGUGACGAUGUCGUCGUUCCUCCUACCGUCUCUACCGAGGAUGCCAAGAAGAAGUUUGGCGAAAUUCGUGAAGUCAAGCCUUACCUCCGAUUCACCAACGUUGGCAAGGACUAAAUCUGCCGUGUUGGGAGUGAUGUUGGGUGGCUGUACGAGAACCGGAUGUUUCCAGAUAUUCUAAUGUCGCCUUUGUGAUGCCCUUAUGAUACCGAACAAGAUUAGGUAGAUCUUGAAUGAAUUUGAUACCUCAAUAUGCAUCGCCAGAAAAACAAGUAUAUUCUGCUCU